This is a messenger RNA of Sphaeroforma arctica JP610, 651 nucleotides long. RefSeq lists its product as hypothetical. Gene Ontology annotation, biological process: mitotic DNA replication checkpoint signaling; DNA replication initiation. Gene Ontology annotation, cellular component: nuclear origin of replication recognition complex. The record is from RefSeq and is a predicted model, not a curated record. Gene Ontology annotation, molecular function: DNA replication origin binding. Lineage: Eukaryota; Ichthyosporea; Ichthyophonida. The coding region runs from base 1 to 651 and encodes 216 amino acids. The transcript has 5 exons.
AUGGACUUGCCAGAGAGACUUCUAACCAACAAGGAAGCCUCUCGACUCGGCAUGAACAGAGUAACCUUUGAACCCUACACUCAUGAACAGCUGAAGAUUAUCGUCACGUCCCGGUUAGAAAAUCUGGUCGUGUUUAAGCCCGAAGCCAUAGAGCUGUGUGCGCGUAAGAUAGCCGCUACAUCAGGUGAUGCUCGGAGGUGUUUGGAUAUUUGUCGCGCCGCAACUGAGAUGGCCCAGGAGAGGGCAGAAGGUGAACUCAAAAAGGUCGGUAUCCCGGAAAUAGACGCCGUGAUCAAGAGGAUGCAUAAGAACACGACCGUUGUAAGUGUACGCAACAGUAGCUGGCAACAACAGCUUUUUCUGGUCUCACUGCUCCAGGUACUGAAACGUUCAGGUAUGGAAGAGGCACGGUUGCACCAGAUUAUCGGUCAAUUCCUGAAGAUCUGCAAAUCACAUUCUUUCAAUUCGCCAUCGGAGAGUCAGAUAUCUGGCAUCGCUCGGGUGUUAUCGGCAAUGAGGGUGAUACACUCGGAGCCCUGCGUCACUGAUUUUCAUCGACGGAUUCGGCUAAACACAGAUGCUACGGCGGUGGAUAUGGCUCUUCGACAGGAUAAAACUCUAAAGAAGAUUUUAUCAGGGUCUGUAGUAUGA